Molecule: messenger RNA, 1074 nt
Organism: Cordyceps militaris CM01
Lineage: Eukaryota; Fungi; Ascomycota; Sordariomycetes; Hypocreales; Cordycipitaceae
Product: oxidoreductase, short-chain dehydrogenase/reductase family
Exons: 4
Coding region: 1-1074 (357 amino acids)
Biological process (GO): phosphatidic acid biosynthetic process; triglyceride catabolic process
Cellular component (GO): lipid droplet; endoplasmic reticulum
Molecular function (GO): triacylglycerol lipase activity; acylglycerone-phosphate reductase (NADP+) activity
Source: RefSeq, a predicted model, not a curated record
AUGUCCGUUCCCGACACCAAGACGGUCCUCAUCACGGGCUGCUCCAAGCACGGCAUCGGCGCCUCGCUCGCCCUUCGGCUCGCCGACCAGGGCCACCGCGUCUUCGCCACGGCCCGCGACCCGCGCAGGAUGCCGUCGCGCGUGCGCGAGCACCCCAACGUGACCCCGCUGGCGCUCGACGUGACCGACGAGGCCUCGGUCCGCGCCGCGUCCAAGGCCGUCCGCGCCGCCGGUGCCCGCGCCGCCCUCGACGUGCUCGUCAACAACGCCGGCGCCGGCUGCACCAUGCCGCUGCUCGACCUCGACGUGGCCCGCGCCAAGCAGUGCCACGAUGUCAAUGUCUGGGGCCCCGUGCGCAUGGUCCAGGCCUUUUCCGACUUGCUGAUUGCGAGCCGCGGCCGGGUCGUCAACAUUGGCGCCGCCGAGGGGUGCUUGUAUUCGCCCUGGAUUGGCGCCUACAGUGCCUCUAAAUCGGCUCUCCACACCAUCUCCGAAACGCUGCGCAUGGAGCUCCAGCCGUUUGGCGUCACCGUCGCCUGCCUCGUCACGGGCACCGUCGCCACGCGCUUCCACGCCAACGAGGGCGACUUUUCCCUGCCGCCCGCGUCCCUCUACGCGGAUAUCGCAGACACGAUAUCGCUGUGGGCGCGCGGCGCCGUCGGGCCCGACCAGGGCACCGUCGACGACUACGUGACGCAAAUCCUGCCCGACGUGCUGGCCGACUCGCGCGGGGGCAAGCUGUGGCGAGGCGCGAAUGCGGGUGCGGCGUGGUUUGCGGCAACCUGGCUGCCGUAUUAUAUCUUGGAUAAGCUGGUGGUGCUAAAUCAUGGGCUGGACAAGUUGACGAGAAGCAUCUUACAAAAGAAGACUCAGGAGACUCUCGACACAUUCCACGCAGAUCUUGAUACGGAAAAGGAUGACACGCGGCCGACAAGCUGUACCGUCACCGAGGCUCUCAUCCCCGUCUCUCGGCUGGAUCAGAAGCCGGACGCUAUGGCUGCGGGCGGAAAUGUCCCCAUUCUGCAGUUCCGCAGCCGGGUUCUGCGCAAGUUCCCUUUUCGGACUUGGACAUGA